This is a messenger RNA of Syngnathoides biaculeatus (alligator pipefish), 3277 nucleotides long. RefSeq names its product erythrocyte membrane protein band 4.1 like 4B (gene epb41l4b). Gene Ontology annotation, molecular function: cytoskeletal protein binding. Bases 250 to 2520 code for a protein of 756 amino acids. Lineage: Eukaryota; Metazoa; Chordata; Actinopteri; Syngnathiformes; Syngnathidae. The transcript has 23 exons. The record is from RefSeq and is a predicted model, not a curated record. Gene Ontology annotation, cellular component: cytoskeleton.
GAGGAGGAAGGGGGGGGGAAGAGCAAAUCAACUGGUCCGUUUUCGAACCUCACCGUACAGCAGCCGAGUCCUGCCAGAGCCGAGUGUCCUUCUCGUGCGCCUGCCGACCGACCGACCGACCGACCGACCGACCGACCGAGUGACUCCUCGGCCGGGGGAGAGGACGCAGCGGAGACGCCGGGGCUCUCCCCGGCCCAACGCCGCCAUCGCCGCGGGACUUGCUCCUUUCACGGAGGAAGCAAGGGAAGCAUGAUGGGCUUUUUGCGCCGGACCUUCAGCCUCCGCUCGAGGAGCCGCCUCCAGGGGAGGGAGAGGGACGAGGCGGACGGGCCGGCCGGAGGGGGGAACCCCCUGCUCAUGGCCCACCAGCAGCAGGUCGUCCACGCGCCCGCCGUGGUCACCGGCGGAGCGGCCGUGCACAUCCCGGCCGCCGGCACCGCGAGGAGCGCCAUCACCUGCCGGGUGCUGCUGCUGGACGGCUCCGACGUCAGCGUGGAUUUGCCCAGCAAAAGCAAAGGCCAGGAUCUUUUUGAGCAAAUCAUGUAUCACAUAGACCUGGUGGAGGUGGAUUACUUUGGGCUGCAGUACAUGGACGCGGACCAGGUCUCGCGCUGGCUGGACGUGUCCAAGCAAAUCAAGAAGCAGAUCCCAGAUGCUCCGCCGUUCCGACUCUUCUUCCGGGUAAAAUUUUACUCCUCAGAGCCAAAUAACCUACAUGAGGAAUUUACAAGGUACCUGUUCGUGCUGCAGCUUCGACAGGACAUUUUGUCUGGCAAAUUGAAAUGUCCGUACGAUGUCUCGGUUGAGCUGGCCGCAUAUUGUUUGCAGAGCGAGCUGGGCGACUGCGACCCUUUGGAUCACUCCCCCGAGCUGGUGUCGGAGUUCCGCUUCACUCCCAAGCAGAGCGAGGCCAUGGAGGCCGACAUCUUCGGCAGGUGGUUGGAUCUCAGGGGGGAGAGUCCGUCUCAAGCCGAGAUCUCCUUCCUCAACAAAUGCAAGUGGCUGGAGCUCUACGGCGUGGACAUGCACUUCGUUAAGGGGAGAGACGGCGGGAACUACGCGCUGGGCCUCACUCCUACCGGCAUCCUGGUCUUCGAGGGCGCCAACAAAAUCGGCCUCUUCUUUUGGCCCAAGAUCACCCGUCUGGACUUUAAAAAGAGUCGACUCACGCUGGUGGUGGUGGAAGACGACGAUCAGGGCCGCGAGCAGGAGCACACGUUUGUGUUCCAGCUGGCCAGCGCCAAGAGCUGCAAGCACGUGUGGAAGUGCGCCGUGGAGAGCCACGCCUUCUUCCGCCUACGCCAGCCCAGCGCCGCCAAGCCGGGCCGCAGCGACUUCACGCGACUCGGCUCGCGCUUCAGAUUCAGCGGCAAAACGGAGUACCAGGCGACGCACGGAAGCCGUCUUCGGCGGGCCAGCACCUUCGAGAGGAGGCCCAGCAAACGAUAUCCGUCCCGCACGCAGUCGCUGGCCAAAGUCUCUGCCAUUUCGCCAGCCAAGCCGCCGCACCUCAGCCCCGACGCCGGCCCACUUGCGUACCAGCACAACAUCCCGCUGGUGGCCCACGAGGCCUGGCGCCCCCCCUACGCCCCCGCCCUUUACCUGCAGCCCUCCGGACACAGCUUCCCCCUGAACGCCACCGCUUGCGACCUUCAGCUGAGCGUGGAGGAGAACGACAACGACACGUCGUAUUCGACGGCCGAGCUCCGCCGCCGUCGCCGCUGCAACUCGCACUGCAAAAUCCAGUGCCGAGCUUCGGCCCGUCUGGGAGAAGAGCCGGACGCGUCGCCGUCGCCGUCCCCGCGCGAGGCCGAGACCGACUCCGACUCGGACUCGGACGGCGAGCGCCCCGCGUGGCCCUCGCUGCGCGUCAACAUGGACAACAAGGGAGAAGAGAAGCAACUCUCGGAAAAAUCUCUCCACCCGUCCGCCGCUUCCUCCCCGUCGCUGCUUCCCAACCACCUCAAGUGCAACAUCCUCAAGGCCCAGAUGGAGGCGGCUUUCGGGAGGGAAGGCUCAAUAAGUCCAAGAGUGAAAAACUCGGACGCGCCGCUCAAGGACAGGUAUCCAAACUCUUCUCAAGACUCGUCGGCGUCCAGCGCGCCCGCCGGCAAAACGUCCCCGAGACCGGACGUCCGUCCGGCGUCCGAGAGGCUGCGGCCGCCGUCGGGUUCGUGCGCCGACCGCAGGAAACGUCUCGUCAGGCAGUUCAGCUUUAACCACGAGGAUGAGGACAACCUCCCGGAAGCCCUGGCGGCCAUCUCUUGCGAGCGCACGGCCAAGUCCGGCUCGUCGACGUCGCUGGACCGGCAGAUCCAGCCGUCCAUCUACCCGCAGGUGGACAACGUCGCCAGUCCGUGCCGCGUGUCCCCUCUGCCCUCCCCCCACCUCUCUCCUUCGUGCUACUGUAGCCCCCUCCCUCGCUUGGCCCCCUACCUCGCAGCCCGUCACGACAGCGGAGAGGAAGUGAGGCUGGACCGGGAGAAGAUCCUGCGAGCCCUCCUGAUGACCGAGCUGUGAGCGACGCCGCCACGCGCCAGCGCGAACCCCCGAGCGUCCACCGCAAUCAACUUUGAUCUGUUUGAUUUAUCGACUUAUGUAUUUAUUUGCGGUACGCACACUCGUGAUGCAGGAAUGGGAAUAUGUACAGUGGAUAUCAAAAGUCUGCACACCCCCCCCCUCCCCCUCCCCGGUUCAAAUGCUGGUUUCACUCCAAAGCUUUGCCGCAAUUAAUGUCAUGAUUUGGGCCGCAAAUGGGUCCUCUAUGACGAAUUGAUCUAAUUUUUCCACGCAGCGUCGUUUAUUUUCACCUUCUCCGUGUCUGACGGUAUCGGACAAGACUCCGGGCGUCGUGCUACGAGACAAAUUUCCGUGUCGUCUCCAACUGACUUAGCGUUGAGCGAUGCUUAGCUCGACCGGCAAUAUGGCGACGUACAAAGUCCCGCGAUUUUAUGACGUCAGAGGGUGUGCACACUUGUGCAACCACAUAAUACCUGUUCAUUUUUACUUCCCCUUUCCUUCAAUCGAGUAAUACGCGACGGUGGAAAAUGUUUUGGUUUGUUUCUGAGGAGGCUGAAGAGGGUGUGUCGACUUUUGAUACCAAGCAAAUACGCUCCAGUGUUCCUUCCUUUGGACGCUAGACCGGAGCCUGCCGCACGUCAAGCGCUCCACGCUGCAAACUUUCCCGUACUUUAGUUGUACUUUCUUCCGUGACUUGAAUGUACUUGACUUAUUUUAAGAGAAUGUGACGUCACUUGCCGACGGAGCGCAAAUUUUU